GUUUCAUGUUGAGUCGGGUUCAGUUCUUCCACUGACGCUACAGCAGAUCUGCAGAUGGGUUUUAAGACUCGACGGAUGGUGACAGACGAAGCAGCUUUGCUCAAACGCAUCGCCACCUGGAAGCUUCUGCUCUAGUGUCCUCUGAUAUCUACAAGACAUGAGCAGCUUCCCUCACGUUCCCAACCGUCCUGAACUAUGACGUGCCUGAGAUCAUAGCGUCAAGAAAAGUCAUCAACGAGGAGAGAAUCAUGGUGGCAUUUGAGGCUUCCAACUCCAGCACAGCGGCGUCCUACCAGAGGAACACAGUUCUCCAGCUUCACUAUAAUUACACUGGCAAACUGGAUAGGGACCGAUACACAGACAGACUCAAGCCAGAAGACAUUAUGUUUCUCUUCAUCUGCCUCCUCAUCGUGGUGGAGAACUGCGUCGUUCUCAUGGCCAUCUGGAGAAACAAGAAGUUCCACAUGCCCAUGUACUAUCUGCUGGGGAACCUGACGCUGUCAGACCUGCUGGCCGGAUUCACCUACAUGAUGAACAUUGUGCUGUCGGGCCAGAACACGCUGACGCUGACGCCAUUGCUCUGGUUCCUGCGGGAGGGGGGCGUGUUCGUCACGCUGGCGGCGUCCGUCAUCAGCCUGCUGGCCAUCGCCGUUGAGCGCUACGCCACCAUGGUCAACAUGAAGACUCACCGGCGUGCCAAACGCAACCGCAUGUUGUCUCUGAUCGCGGCAAGCUGGGUUCUGUCGCUGUUGCUGGGCGUCCUGCCCGUCCUGGGCUGGAACUGUCUGAGUCACUUAAACUGGUGCUCCACCGUGCUACCGCUCUACGCCAAAAGCUACAUCUUCUUCUGCGUGUUCGUCUUCAUGACGGUUCUGUUGGCCAUCGUCCUUCUUUAUGGACGGAUCUUUCACUUCGUGAAGUCCAACACGCAGAAUCCGGCCCGCAGCCGGUCCAAAGGCUUCUCGCGGCGCUCGCAGAAGUACAUGGUGUUGUUGAAGACGGUCACUGUCGUGGUGGGCGUCUUCAUACUGUGCUGGAUGCCUCUGUUUGUGCUCCUGCUGCUGGACUUCGUGUGUCCCGUCAGGUCGUGUCCAAUUCUCUUCAAGGCCAAUUACUUCCUGGGUGUGGCCAUGAUUAAUUCGCUGAUUAACCCCAUGAUUUACACGCUGACCAGCAGAGACAUGCGGAGGGCCAUAGUGAAGCUGCUCUUCCAGCGCUGUCUGAUUACCAGAGAGGGCCGCAUGAGGAAGAUCGCCGCCGCCUUCCCACAGUGCAGCUUCACCAAGACGGAAGCCAACCCCCGCGGGAUGGAGACAUCCAUUUCAUCGGGCAACGCCACCACCGUUCACAUUAAAUCCAUCUACCCAAAGCUCAGAGUGUCAGUCGUGUCCUGAACGUUCCUUUCACACGUGACUGUCAUGAAGGAGAAUCUCUUCUCACACCUAACAUAAGAACACAUCAUCUGGGGGAAGACCGAGAGACACCUUGUCAUGUCACAAUUGGGACUGAAGAUUUAAAUGCCCAAGAUUCCGUAUUCAUUUAUUUCCCCUCAUUUGGCUGGACUCUUUCUUAAGUGGAACACAUAAGAAGAUAUUUUGAGAAAUAUAUAAAAUAAUAUCUGAAAUACCUCCUUUAUGUUCUGCAGCAGACAGAAAGUGUUGACGUUUGAAUGUGUUUAUCUGUGUCAUGUUGUUAUAAACACACUCAGUGGUGUUUAAGUGCUGAAUUGUGAAUAUAUUAUAAUUAACCACACACACACAGACGGACACACACACUGACGGACGGACACACACACUGACACACACACACACGCACACACACACUAUCAGCUCAUCAGACAUUGUCAGUUUGAAGCUGCAGUGAUCUCAUCAGUGCAGCUGGCAUCAGUAGAUCAGACGGGCCGGUUCUCUGAUGUGUGUCGUGACUGUAAAAUAUAUAAAAGUGCAAAAAGAAAACCACUAGAAAUGUUUCACUUUGCAGCAAGAAACAAGACUGAAUGUCAAUGCUUAUUUACAGUAAAACAAGAACAUUUUGCACUUUGUGUUUGCAUAUGAGUAACAUUUCUAAUGCUUGAGGUUUAAUAAAAUUAUGGUAUUUGCUUUUAUAUUAAAUAUAUUUUUAAAUAA
Molecule: messenger RNA, 2126 nt
Organism: Triplophysa dalaica
Lineage: Eukaryota; Metazoa; Chordata; Actinopteri; Cypriniformes; Nemacheilidae
Gene: s1pr5b
Product: sphingosine-1-phosphate receptor 5b
Exons: 2
Coding region: 249-1394 (381 amino acids)
Biological process (GO): G protein-coupled receptor signaling pathway
Cellular component (GO): membrane
Molecular function (GO): sphingosine-1-phosphate receptor activity
Source: RefSeq, a predicted model, not a curated record